Molecule: messenger RNA, 3744 nt
Organism: Passer montanus (Eurasian tree sparrow)
Lineage: Eukaryota; Metazoa; Chordata; Aves; Passeriformes; Passeridae
Product: zinc finger protein 628-like
Exons: 12
Coding region: 118-3399 (1093 amino acids)
Biological process (GO): negative regulation of transcription by RNA polymerase II
Molecular function (GO): DNA-binding transcription repressor activity, RNA polymerase II-specific
Source: RefSeq, a predicted model, not a curated record
CCCACCGCUCCAUCCCACCGCCCAUCCAUCCAACCAGCCCACCCCUCCGGGAGCUCGGUGCCGCCCCUCCGGCGGCGUGUCCCGUGCGGGCCCGCCCCGGCCGCAGCGGCGCGGGCCAUGGCGGAGCUCCAGGAGCGCCUCGAGGCGCUGGAGCGGCGGAUGGAGCGGGCGGAGGCGGCGCUGCGGGAGCGGCCCCUCGCCGCCCUGCGGCUCCACGGGCCCGUGCUGCAGGUCCCGGUGCUGUUCGAGGAUGUGGCAGUGCGGUUCAGCCAGCAGGAGUGGGCAAGCCUGGACGAGGGACAGAAGGAGAUGUACCGGAGCGUCAUGGAAGGCAACUACGAGAUGCUGGUGUCCCUGUGUAGGCUGCGUUUGCGCCGGUUUGGCAGCCCCAGGGAGCUCUCUUGGGGUCAUUUCUCUGCCUCUUUGCCUUUCACUGGAAUCUCCAGCUCUCAAAUAAUCCUCCCUUUUCCCUGUCCCCUCUGGCAGCGGUUGGAGUGUGGCAGGGGCACGCAGGACAGGGUAGUAAGUGCUUGGUGUCUUUUCCUCGUGGAGAACAGGUACCUUGUUGGUGUUGUCAUCUCCUUGGGUUGUCACCUCCAAAAUUCUCUGCCUGGGACACCCCAUUCCAUGAGAAUUUUCCCUAAAAUCCAACUUGAACUUCCCACUUACUGUGCCCUGUCCAAGCCUGAACUGUUACUGCAGCUGGAAAGAGAAGAGCUGAGCACGCCGCCGGAAUCCGAGCCAGAGGCAGCAGAGGUGUCCCCAGAGCUGGCAGUAGAGCCAGCCCGACAGAACUGCACCAGCAAUGAUGCACUGCCGGAGACAGAGACAAGGGAGAGGGGCUGCAGGGAGCCAGAGGAAAGAAGGAAUGUGGCAGAGAAAAGUGGGAACUUGAUAGAGGAAGGCGAGAACCUGGUGGAGGAAAGCUGGAGCCUAGUGGAGCUAACACCUGUCCCUCUGGAAGCCACUGCUGUCCUGGCGGAUCUCAGCCAGCCGACCCCGUCUUCUCCCAGCCCUCUCUCUGUGCACUGUCAGGAAGCCGUGGGUCAGAACUCUUCUCCCCCUGCAGCAGGAGAUGCUGAAGCAGGGAUCCCCAUGGAGGUGCUGCAGGAGGAGGUUGCCGCAGAGAAGCCGUUAAUGCCCAAACCACCGUCUGAGGGUCUGGAACAGGACAAGGGUCAGGAAGAGGAGGCUGUGAAGGAUUCAGGGAAUACUGGCCAAGAGCUGGUGGCCAACAUUCCUGAAGAACCAGGAAAGGAGGUGACACCAGAUGUCCACAAAACCACAGAACAGGCAGAUCCCAGCCCAGGGGAGCCGGAGAAGGAGUCCUGCGAGGGCCGGCCCGUGGCCUGGCAGCGAAAUUCCGCCCGGGAAUUUUACUCCUGCCCCAUCUGCAGGAAGACCUUCCUGCUGAAGAUCAACCUCCUGAUCCACCAGCGUGGCCACACCAACUGGGUGCCCUAUGUUUGCGUCCACUGCGACCGCAAGUUCAUGUCCAAGAAGAAAAUCAGGCGGCACCUCCGCGCCUGGGCGGCCAAUGGGACGUGCCAGCCCUCGGAGCUGGAGGGCUUCCUGACGGUGCACCAGCGCCGGCACUCCGGCCACCACCUCAUCCUGUGUCCCUGCUGCAACCGCAGCUUCACCUGGGUCUCGGACUUUGUCCGGCAGCACUGGAUGCACAUGGGCGUGCGGCCCCACCAGUGCGGCAUCUGCCAGAAGACCUUCAAGAGGUUCUCCCACCUCAAGGCGCACCAGAGGAUCCACAGGCGGCAGGAGCGGCCGUUCACCUGCGCCAACCCGGUGCCCAUGGCGGCACCCGCAGCAGGAGACGGGGAUAGGAGGCUGCUGUCUGAUCUUGAGGUGAAGAAUGUGAUGGUGCUGCUGGUGGGCUUAAGAUGGGACGGGGCUGUAGGCGGGGCCCGGCUGGCCGCGCUCCUCAGGGACAACUCCCGCCGCCUCCGCCGCAUCCAGCGCCAGCUCCGCCGCUGCCGCUGCGGGGGCAACCGCACCGGCACCGGCAGCGGGACCGCCCGGGAGCGGACACAGGUGCCAGCGGCGGGCGAGGGUGAGGAGGCCGCUCUGCCGGAGCAGGAGCUGGGGAGCCUGGGCAGCCGGGAGCUCCGUGGGAUCGCCAGGAAGGGGAAUUACGAGGCCAUGGUCCCUCUCGGUGAGGAUCCCUCAGAUCAUGUCAGAAGCAUCAUCAUCCCUGGGCUGAUGCAGCUUCCAAACCUUCCCCACGUGGAACAUGGGGGGAUUCCAGGGUCUGAGGAUGCAGGUUCCAAACCUGCACUGCUGCCACCAGCCGAGGACAGGGAGGAUCCAGGGAGCCCCAGGCUGCCGGAGAAGGGAGCGGUGCCAGGACAGCUUGGUGACAGUGAGAUGAUCGUGAUCAAGACGGAAGAGCAGCAGCCGCAGGAGGACGGAGCCGAGCUCCUGGCACUGCCGAUGGUGCCUGCGGUCAGGCUGGACGAGGAGGUUCCCCUCGGCCAGGAGCAGCCGGUUUCCUGGGAGAGCCACGGCGUGGCCGGGCCGAAGGCGGCCGGAGAGGGCUUGGGGGAAUUCUGCCUGGGGGAAUUCAAGCCGGUGGUGGUGCCGGUGGAGGCCCACCCUGCCCCGGGCCUGCCCUUCCCCACGGAGCACGCGCUGGGCGCGGGCACGGAGCAGCCGUUCGUGCUUGCCCAGGGAAUGCCGCUGGGAGAAGACCCCGCGGCCGAGGUGGCGUCGCCGCAGCCCGGCUGGGAGCAGCAGAGCCCCCAGGACGAUCCCCGGGCGCUGCCGCCGGGCUGGAAGAGCGUCCGGCUGACGCGGAACCUCCUGGCGCGGCAGCAGAGCCGGGAGAGGAAGAGCAACGGCUCCUUCAUCUGCACGUCCUGCGGGAAGAGCCUGGCCCACCACGCCGCGCUGCUGCGGCACCAGCGCCUGCACACGGGCGAGCGGCCCUUCCAGUGCCCGGCCUGCGGCAAGAGCUUCAACGAGAAGUCCAACCUCAACAAGCACUACCGGAUCCACACCGGCGAGCGGCCGUACCGCUGCCCCGCCUGCGGCAAGGGCUUCGUGCAGAAGCACCACCUGCAGAAGCACCAGCGCAUCCACGGGCCGCAGCUGCGCAGCGCGUGGCCGGGCCGGGCGGCGCGGGGCAGCGCCGCCGGGGAGCGGCUCUACCGCUGCAUCGAGUGCGCCGAGAGCUUCCCGCAGAAAGCGUCGCUGGAGGAGCACCAGCGCCGGCACACCCAGCAGCGGCCCUUCCAGUGCCACGGCUGCACCAAGAGCUUCCGGCACCGGCAGUCGCUGAACCACCACCAGAAGGUGCACGCCGUGGCCGCCUCUCCGGCCGGCAGCUUGCCGGGACACGAGCCGGAGCUGGAGCCCUGCGAGGCUCUGAGCCAGGACAAUGGGUAGCCAGAGGGCUGGAGAAGGGAAGGGACAGUGGUUCUUCAGCGUGGGACACACCGGGCAGCUGGGACUUGUGGCAGCACCGGGAGUUUGUGCACGAUGCUGUGGGACCACCUGGGUCUCAGGAGGAGGAGGAGGAGGAGGGAGCCUGCUGAGGAGUUCGCCAGGGAAGGGCCCAGGGUGGGAUGGGACUGGCAGCAGAGGAGGGUGAGUGACUGGAGCUGACCCGGCAGUGCCGCUGCCCCCUGGAUUCUUUCAGAUCCCACGGUGGAACUCGGGUUGUUUGAACACCACCGCUGUGCAGGGAGGGGGGCGGGGAGUGGUCAGUGGCCUGGGGGCAGCUGAUAGCCC